CAUCUGUGGCUGCGACACGUAUUUUGGUUUAGAGAAAUAGCCCCUACAGAUAAAAUAAAUAACUCAUCCUGUCGAAAAUAAUUGGUAAAGGGUGUGAUGUUCUGUAAAAUCUUUUCAACUUUGUCUAAAUGUGAUGAACAAGUUACGGAGAUGGACUUCACGGAGUGCUACGGAGACACGGUGUCCAGUGUGGCUGCUGCUGCCCGUUCAGGCUGUAGGAUCCGGGUGAAGAGGCUGAUCCAGGGGGGCUGCAGCGUGGACUGUCGGGACAACCGCGGCUGGAACGCGCUGCACGAGGCGGCGGCAGCUGGCAGUAAAGAGUGCGUGCAGGAAAUAUUAUCUGCUGUUGGUGGCAGCUCCUCCAGAGGUCGUCGUGCGUAUGUGAACUCUUUGACUCAUGAGGGGGAGUCUGCGUGUUACCUGGCAGCACAGCGGGGUCACCUGGCAGUGGUCCGACUCCUCCUGAAAGCACAUGCCAACAUCAACCAGCUCACUAAUGACUUAUCCUGUCCUUUAUAUGCAGCUGUAGAUAACGGCCACAAGGAUGUGGUUAAACUGCUGGUCAGUAAAGGUGCAGAGGUUAACAGAACACACACAGCGUCCUGCUGGACCUGCCUCCAUCAAGCUGUUUACAAGGGUCACAGUGAGAUUGUGAGGAUUCUUGUGAAUGUUUGCAACCUGGAGGCUGUAGACGACCACAUGAUCUCUCCUCUGUUUGUGGCUGCUCAGUACGGACAGAAGAAGUGCCUGCAGAUACUUAUUAAUGCUGGUGCCAACGUGAACACCCAGGCGGCUGACCUGGCAACCCCUCUGCUGAUCGCCUCCCAGGAGGGCCACCAGGCUUGUGUGGAGCUUCUGUUGGAGCAUGGGGCCGAUCCCAACAAGGCCUGCAGUCAUGAGUGGCCCCAACUUCCCAUUCAUGCUGCUGCGGAGUUUGGCCAUAUUAGCGUCCUCAGGAGGCUGAUAGAAGUGACGGAUCGAAGAUGUGACUGCAGCGAUGGAUCGGUGAGUCCGCUGUACGUGGCCGUCCACAACCAUCAGAGUAUGGAGUUGCUCUUGAAGGAAGGUUACAGCCCAGAUGCUCAGGACUGCUCAGAGACCCUGGGCCUCCGUUCACCGCUGUCCUUGGCCUUGUGUCACACAUCAGACAAACCAUGCAGUGACUCAGUGAAGCUGCUGCUCGCUGCUGGUGCAGCUCUGAGCGAGAAGGACUGGGUUUAUGCUUUGGCCACCGACAGAACAGACCUGCUGGAACUGAUACUGGAGUACAGAUGGAUCCCUCGGCUGGAGACCGGGACUAUGGACUGUUCUAACCACCGUGGGAGGGUGGUGCUGAAGCUGCAGGAACUGAGGGGAAUGCUCUGCGUGGCCCAAAGCCAAGUGCGUUUUGCUCACUGUUGGCUUCCUGUGCUUCUGAGGGCAGGACUGGAACCUUCUUUACUGCUUCAGCCUCACCUGCUGGAACAGGCAGACAGCGAGGUGGUUAAUUACCUACUAGAGUUUGUUAACUGGUCCACUCUGUCUCCUCCUUUGAAACGUGUUCUGGAUCAGAGGCGAGCAGAGAAGACCUGGGAACCACACACGCAUUUCGACUUGAUUCCCCGUCUUUCCCACAUCUGUCGGCUUCAGCUUCGACAGAUAUUGGGACCAGAUCUGCUGAUGCGGACCAAUGUAGUCCAACAGCUGCCUGUCCCUGACCCGCUUCAAGGCUUCCUUAAAUUCAGCGACAUCUCAGAGCCUUUGUGCAUUAGCUCACCACCCUCACCAGUUUUAAAUCGCAUCCAGAGACACCAGAGUACACACCAACACAGACACGUUUUAUAACUUAAGCUAGACCACUUUUUCUUUUAUAUAUGUGUGUAAAAUAAAAAAUGAUGUAAAAGCAGAUUAAAGAUUAAAACAAUUCGUAUAGAAACAAUAAAAAUGUUUAAAUGUUAAAAGAUUUUAUACAUUUUUGUUCAGUAUUUAUAAAUGAACAAUUAGGUCAAAAUAAAGCUGGUUAUUCUAAAAGAAACAUUGUUUAUAUUUAUUUUAACAAUCAUUAUU
Melanotaenia boesemani (Boeseman's rainbowfish) is the source of this 2046-nucleotide messenger RNA. It is a transcript of the gene asb3, whose product is annotated as ankyrin repeat and SOCS box containing 3. The transcript has 10 exons. Gene Ontology annotation, molecular function: protein binding. The coding region runs from base 97 to 1824 and encodes 575 amino acids. The record is from RefSeq and is a predicted model, not a curated record. Gene Ontology annotation, biological process: intracellular signal transduction. Lineage: Eukaryota; Metazoa; Chordata; Actinopteri; Atheriniformes; Melanotaeniidae.